CCCCCGUCCCCCAAUGUAUACUAUUGACUGGGACGGAGGGAGUAUCAUUUUUUGUUAGAAUCCGAGGAUAGGAAACCAAACAAGUAUUCUUUUCACAUUACUUGUCCAACGCCAUGAAACCAUCUCUUUCUUCCUUGCUUGAUUAUUCCUUUCUCCCUCUAAAACCCACUUCAUAACAUCUACGUACAUGUAUAAUACGUGUAUAUAAGCCCAGGUGGACUCCACCCAUCUCAAUUCACACUUGUAUUCUAUUAUAAAACAAACCCCUUUUCAUUUCUACUGUAACAAUAUAAACCCCAAUUCAUCUGGGAAUUCAAUUUUCUGGGCUUUGACUUUGAAGCUCAACAAACAAUCUCAUGGAUUCCCAGGUCUUGGUUGCUUUAGCUCUUUCUCUUGUGGGUGGUAUGAGUACAUCUCUUGGUGCUCUAUUUGUAGUACUCAAUGAGACUCCAAAUCUGAAAAUGUUGGGACUUUUACAGGGUUUUGCUGCUGGUCUGAUGCUAAGCAUAUCUUUCUUUGAUUUGGCUCAUAAUGCUAUUAACUCCAUUGGAUUCUUGAAGGGGAAUCUUUGGUUCUUUGGAGGUGUUAUUUUCUUUGCUAUCAUUGCCAGUUUCAUCCCAGAACCUACGCUUUCUCCCACUUCAGAUUCAAAAAGUAAAAAGAAAAACAGUACUGGAGGGAGCAAGGACAUGAGAAAGCAUCGUCGCCAAGUUCUAUUCAGUGGGAUCAUAACUGCAGUAGGCAUUAGCUUGCAUAAUUUCCCAGAGGGUAUGGCUGUGUUUCUUGGAUCAAUCAAGGGUCUCCGGGUUGGUCUGAACUUGGCACUGGCCAUUGCUUUGCACAACAUCCCAGAGGGUGUCGCUGUUGCGCUUCCUGUCUAUUUUGCAACGAAUAGUAAAUGGCAAGCAUUCAAACUGGCAACAAUUUCUGGGCUUGCUGAGCCCUUGGGUGUAAUUAUAGUAGCCUAUCUCUUUCCGUCUAGCUUAAAUCCUGAAAUUCUUGACGGAUUACUGGGAGCAGUUGGUGGGGUGAUGGCUUUUCUAACCUUGCAUGAGAUGCUGCCGCUAGCAUUUGAUUAUGCUGGGCAAAAGCAAGCUGUGAAGGCUGUGUUCUUUGGAAUGGCUUUCAUGUCUGCCAGCUUGUAUUUCCUUGAGCUCAGCUUGCCUGCAGAGAUGAGCUUAUAGUCAUCGCCUCACAUUGUAGUAUUGUACAUUUCGUGGGCCUGAUGAUGAUGUCUCCCUGCAGAUUUCCUGUAUUGAUCUCGCAGCUCUCAAACACGCUAAACUGAUCUUGCUUAAAUGAUCCACAAAAAUAUAGUUCUUGUAAGAUUUUAUAAUUUUCAUCAACAUAGCGAUAUAGUUUCUAUCAUUCCUUCGACCCAUCAUACCAAAGAAAUGAAGAUGGGAAGCAUCGAAAAUGUACAGACUCUUGAAUUGUUAUUAAGCUUAAUGUUGUUUCCUCAGUUAAA
Molecule: messenger RNA, 1468 nt
Organism: Daucus carota subsp. sativus
Lineage: Eukaryota; Viridiplantae; Streptophyta; Magnoliopsida; Apiales; Apiaceae
Product: zinc transporter ZTP29
Exons: 12
Coding region: 357-1184 (275 amino acids)
Biological process (GO): zinc ion transmembrane transport
Cellular component (GO): membrane
Molecular function (GO): zinc ion transmembrane transporter activity
Source: RefSeq, a predicted model, not a curated record